UUGCCAAUGACCGAUCCCUUACUGGAAAACAGCAACAUGGGCGGGAUACCCAAACCAUCAUUCAACUGCUGAUGGAGAUUCGCGCAGAGCAGGAGAGACAAGCGGCGAUCUUAGACGAACAGGCCCGUCUGCAAGAAAGACAGAGCAACGAAAUCCAAAAUUCAAAAUGUAUCAGCAACCGUCUCCAACAUGUACGGCCUGCUCAGAGGACGCAUUGAUAAGAGAAGUCGUCUCACCAGCAACGAACCCCAACCAGACAACGAACCCCAACCAGACAACGAGAAGACUACAUCAGGGUUGACGAAGGCCGUAGCAGACCUGGCGGACGGGUUUGUGUCCAUCCCCAUCCGGCAUGAGGAGUACCGGCCAGGGGUGGUGUACGAGCCGGUCGGGAUUCCUGCUGAUGACUAUACAUCGAUCCUUAAUCGGUCAGCCACGGCACCUACCUUCGUGCGGGGAUUAAUGCCAUAUUUUUUCGAGAAAGACGUUUUGAGAAGAUCAAACUAUGAAGGUACCACUGUACUUAGGCAGGACCAAGAGCCAUUGAAGAAGGACAAACUUGACCGGCGGCUUGUUAUGUCCCUUUUGGACCAAGCGGAGCUAGAAUAUUCUGGUCAUGUUUUUGAUCGGAAGUCGUUCUCCAAAAUACGGGCCUCAAUUAAUGAUAAAUGUCGCCACACCUGAACAGUAUUCUUAAACAUCUCUCCAGGCCAACUUUGUAAAUAUUUUGAUAAUGUUUGAUUUUUUUUAAUUCGUAGACUGGUAUCUAAAUCAUAUCGAUUGAGUUGUAGACAAAAAUGGAAAAGAGUAAUGAUGCAAUAAACAUCUUAUCGUGGCAAUUAAACAAAAUGUAU
Messenger RNA from Asterias rubens (European starfish), 854 nucleotides. RefSeq lists its product as uncharacterized. The transcript has a single exon. The record is from RefSeq and is a predicted model, not a curated record. Gene Ontology annotation, molecular function: DNA binding. The coding region runs from base 190 to 684 and encodes 164 amino acids. NCBI's taxonomy places the organism in Eukaryota, Metazoa, Echinodermata, Asteroidea, Forcipulatida, Asteriidae.